CAAGUUCUCUUGCUGCCCCCCCGGGUUUAUUUUUGGCUCAAAACGUGGCGUGGGACACCCGGGUGAGGGAGUCACUCUUACACCGCGGGACUGAGGACUCUCACUGCACGCAUGACUAGCACAGAUCACGCUUUUCUGCAUUGGAACCGAGCCCGAUGGCAUUUUUCAGCUGUGAUAUUUAUCUUCCUUGUGAUAGUUUACACCAGCAGCUUGACAGCGGGUACGCCGUGUACAGAAGGUACCCACACUUGUGAUCGGGCCACCCAGCUCUGUAAUGGCACCCAAGAUCCAACGGGCUUUGUCUGUACCUGCAUCAACGACACACGCAGCAGCUGUCAGCGCAAGAUACCUGUGUCCCUGUCCCCGAGACCCAGCGCCUGUACCUGUUCACCGCCAUCGACUUGGUGACCGUCAACGUCAGCCUGUGGAACGACUUCAACGACGAGCAGCAGAGAAAACAGGCGAUUUUAAGUACAUAUCCUCCGAGUAAGAUCCUGAGCAUGAAGACGGGAAUAUUUAUUGACAUGGUGUCAAUAUCGGAGACCAGUGUCGUGGGCAAAAUCGCUUUUCGCUACAGUUUGCUAUUUUGGGUGAAUGUGACGUCACGAAUCAAGGAGAGCGUCGCGCGCCGCGUGCUGGAGCUGGAAGCAGGACGAGUUCUGGUUUUCAAAGAUAUACAGAUUCCCAUUCUUGGCUACAUGGGGAUUUUUGACACGAAGGACCAGAUGAUUUAUAGUCCAAAAACUGAUACCAUCGACUGGUGCUCGUCACCCAGCCUCUUCUCGUGUCGGAACCACAGCACGUGCGUUGACUACGGUCUGCGGUACUCGUGUCCUUGUAAAGUUGGUUACUAUGACAACAACAACAACGAGUGCAACUUGGCUGUGCGUCUGGGUGGUGUUCAAGAGAAGCUGGAGGGGCGGCUGGAGUUCUACACGAACGGGACGUGGAGGACGAUCUGUCAGCGAGGCUUUACAUCCCAGACUGCAGUAGUGGCUUGCAGACAGCUCGGCCUCCCCUCGCGGGGGGCGGUGUACUACGAGGGCGCUGUUUACGGCGAGGGCACAGGUGACGUACACAUGUACCGCAUGACGUGUACCGGCCGGGAACUGGCCCUGUCCCAGUGUCCAUCAGAACCUCUGGCUUCUGGUUCCUGCAACCACUCUAUGGAUGUUGGGAUUCGAUGUGACAAAGUUUGUGUGGAUGACUACCAUUUCGGACUCAACUGCUCCCAGCCGUGUGUGUGUAACGUCAGCAACACCGACUUGUGUGACCGAGACAACGGCACGUGCUACUGCAAGGCAGGCUGGGAAGGCGUCACGUGUGACGAUGACGUCGACGAGUGCGCGCAGACAGGUGCAUGUAGAGGACCGUUAGAACGGUGCCAGAACACACAGGGCAGCUUUCUCUGUCUGUGUGAGGAGGAGGCUGAAAGGAAUGAAGGUGGCGUGUGUAUCGGUACUGAUGAGAUGGCCGCAUCGGCCUCAUCGGGAUUAUCAUUUGCUCGUCAUCGUCGCUGCAGCCUGUAGUGUCGGUGUCGUAUUGAUCAUAAUAAUCAUCGUCAUCGCAAUAGCUAUUAAGAAAUGGAGAGCAAGAGCGUAUGCGCAGACGACAGGACUGAGUGCAGGCAGCACCGGCUACAGCGACCUCCUCGGCGCCAACAGCAGCUACGACGACGUGGAGACGUACGACGAGAUCAAUGACGAAAACUCCUCCGGAGAUUUGUCCCUCCCUUGCUCCACCAUUAAAGGCGAAGGUCAGACCAUCUUCGUAAAACCGGAAGACGGGUCAGACGGCUACUGCAGCGCGUUAGAUGACGUCACUAGCGAGACUUCUAACGGUCGGAAAGAAAGUCAGGAAGGGACACAGUGCUGUUACAACAGUUCCAGCGAGGGAGAGAAAGAGGAAGAACUUCAUCACGACUACCUGCACGCAUGCGCCGCAACACCAGGCCCCACCCACUCAGCGUCAGUAGCUGAUGACGUCAGUGCGAGUAGAUCAUUGGACGACAUCUAUCUCCAUCCGGUCUAUUCUCUGUACAACAACAACAUGGCAUCAGUCAAUAGAAUGGUUGACAAGAACGCAGGUGACAGAGACAGCUUCUCUUUGGAGCAGUCGCUUCUGAAUGUUGAUGAAAGGAACGACAAUUCGAGGGAAAGCGAAAAGGGAGACUACCUCCACCCGACUGGUUCUGCUGUCGAGGUUGAUGGAGCUGUGCGUCCUGUCAGUUUGUCUUCCCCAGGAGCUGCUGAGAGCGCCACCAUCGACGACGACCAAGACGAUAACCGCGAACACGUCUCAGCCGAUGUCGCGGACACAGUGCAAGAGGGAGCAAUCACUGGCUUAUCUCCCCCACCGUUCUGUACCCCACGUACUGGCGGGACUUGUCGACAAGAGACAGACCCUCACUCUGCCCUCCAUCACAAGACAGCGACACCUACCUGCAUCCUACUGACAUCUCGUCUCAGGGCCCAGUGGUCACCAGAUCGCAUCCCGGCGGUGAAGAGUCAGUCGGUACUCGCCUCUGAUGUCAAAGGUCAUCAUCAGUUCACCCAGCUGGUCAGUAUUCUGUCCAACACGCCUUUUGGGUCUGAGGUCAGCACAUACCUGGCUGUGUAAUAUUUUAUCAACAUUGUAGGUGUAGUUAAAAAUCAUGUCGGCUUUGCUUGCGAUUUAUUUAAUUUUGCUGAACACUUCACAGAGAGAACAGUAUGUUCACGGUGGUCUGCAGAAAAUGAGUUGUAAACAUACAGUGUAUCGUACAGGCUAGCUUACACUCGUUGUGGUAGAAGUUAAGUAAACAGGUUGUUAAACCGAGUUCUUCUCGUGGAGAGAAACUGUUUACAAUCUACACGCGCCAUCCCACCCGUGACUCGCCUCAAAACGCGAUUUAGCUUAUUCCCUGAAUUUUCUUUUUCCACCAUCAUUCGCUCCUCAGCUUCAUUCGCAGAAAUCUCACUAGUGUUUAGUGAAUGCUGUAGUUGCCGACUGUUGACGACAUUUGUACGAAUAAAUAUAAGUGGUUGUGAUG
Pomacea canaliculata is the source of this 3031-nucleotide messenger RNA. RefSeq names its product CD5 antigen-like. The record is from RefSeq and is a predicted model, not a curated record. The transcript is spliced from 13 exons. Gene Ontology annotation, molecular function: calcium ion binding. Lineage: Eukaryota; Metazoa; Mollusca; Gastropoda; Architaenioglossa; Ampullariidae. Bases 501 to 1529 code for a protein of 342 amino acids. Gene Ontology annotation, cellular component: membrane.